AUGGGUCUUUCACACGUGCGAGCUGCGGUGGUGCUUGCCGGCCGACCUAACGUGGGCAAGUCGGUGCUGUUCAACCGACUCGUUGGCAAGGCCUCGAGCCUGGUGGACCCUCGAGCGGGCUGUACCCGCGAUGUUCGCAGUGCCUAUGGUCGGCUUGUGGACCUGCGUUUCCGUUUAUUCGAUACACCCGGUCUUGAAUGGCUGCCAGAGCGUGUGCAACGUGGUCGCUUGCCGGCGGCAAACAGCUUGCCUAACAGCAAAGCAGCCUUUGGCGACUCUGGACCAAACCUUAUGCAACAGUUCGCCCACAGCUUGGAGUAUUCUGUCGCGUAUGAGAGCCUUUACGCCCGAGUGCUUCAGCUGACUGAACGGUUUCUUCGGACCCUGAGCUCUCGAGCUAAGGACAGGACGCUCGCGCUCUUCCUAGUGGACGCUUCCCAGGGAGUCGUCGCUGCAGAUCACCAGAUCGCGAGCCUACUUCGCAGACUAGCACUACCCACCGUUCUAGUGCUGAAUAAGUGCGACAUGCGCGCCGCAGACUCUGGCACAGUGGCUUCGUUCGCGGAGUUGGGCUUUCCCUCUAGUGUACCAAUCAGUGCCUUGCAAGGCGAAGGCUUCUCCGAUCUAUAUCACGCAAUGCAGCCUUUGGUUGAUCACAUGAACAGUGACGAGACCGUAGAGGCUUGCCGUGCAAACGCUCACAUAUGCGAUAUUCCGCGCAAACGUGAUGCAGAGUGCGCUGCCAACACACACCCUGUUCAACCUGAGCGCGAAUUUGCAUGCGGUCAUGCAGCCUCGACGUUGUCACACGACGGCACAACAUCGCAUGCGGGGCUAGUGUGGAAUACCAAUGGAGCGGCGCUGAUUGCAUCCCAAGACACCAGGCUGGCCCCGUCCGCACAGCGUCUGGCACUCGAGUCGUCACCGUCCAGCAUCGAUGAGACUACGACGUGCGCUGCUGACGCGCGUAGCGUGCACCAGACAUCGCCGCACGACCCCCAAGGGACGUUACCUGCGCGGUAUCUGACCAGCACUGAUACGGCACCGGUAUCCGGUGAUCCCAUGAUGGACGAAAUAGACAGUCCAGCGGUAGCCGCAAACAGUCAUCAGAUUCGCCUAACCAUUGUUGGUCGACCGAAUGUCGGCAAGUCGACGCUGGCGAAUGCGCUUCUUGGGUACGAGCGUUUCCUGACCGCGCCGUUUCCGGGCGUAACCCGCGAUGCCGUCACAGUGGCCAGCUCACGCUACGGAGGCUUUCUGGUUACGGAUACCGCUGGAGCGCGGCGUCGAACUGCGGUGGCCGGGAGUCGUGCAGCAGACGCAGCACCUGACCCGCUCGAAACGGGUGCCUAUGCGCAGAUGCUUACGAGUAUCGCCACGGCCACUGCUUGUGGCCUAGUACUCGAUGCAGCGGAGAUUGCUCUAGCCUUGCAGCAGUCGAAGGACCCUCGCCGUUUGCUGACUAGUAUGGAGCACAGUUUGAUCCAGGAGGCCACGGAGUUACAAGGAAAGCCGCUUCUACUCGUGCUCAACAAGACAGACCUUCUCGAAAACAAGGAGCAGCAGAGAAACGUUGAGCGAGCUAUUCGUACGAGACUACAGAGUAGCGCUCCGGAGGCGCGCCAUGCACCGAUCAUCGGCCUGAGUGCGGCGUGUCUUUCUGAAGAUGAUGCUGGGAGCCUCUUUUGCACCGUGCGUGAGCUUGUGCAUUUGUGGAGUGGCUCCUGGUCUAGAGGCGAGCUCUCUCAGUGGUUAUUUCAGGCGACGAGGCGCUAUUCGCCACCAGUGCAUGCCAAAUUUGCCUAUAUGAUACAAACUGGCAGGCGGCCUCCGGUCUUCACUAUAUUUGGGGUAGCGGAGCAUUACCUGUCGCCGGUCUAUCGAAGAACGCUUUUGAAUGCGCUCAAGCUCGAUUUCGGGCUGCAGAAAGUCCCCGUCAAACUUUGCUUUCGAAGUCACUAA
Messenger RNA from Cyanidioschyzon merolae strain 10D, 1962 nucleotides. Its product is annotated as similar to GTP-binding protein. Lineage: Eukaryota; Rhodophyta; Bangiophyceae; Cyanidiales; Cyanidiaceae. The coding region runs from base 1 to 1962 and encodes 653 amino acids. Gene Ontology annotation, molecular function: GTP binding. The transcript has a single exon. The record is from RefSeq and is a predicted model, not a curated record.